GACUAAGUGCCUCUUCUUUGACACCAUCCUCCCUGCCGUCUCCACGCGUCCCACCGCGCCGCCCCCAGUCUCCGCAUAGCCAACUGCUUCCUCUCCUCUGCGCGUCAUCAAUUGCCUCCACUCCACCUCGUCAACAGCCUCCGCACGCCCACUGGUCCCGGCCUCUUCAACAACGUCUCCUGCAUCAACCUGAUUCACCGGAAGGAUAUGGCACCGACGACCAUGGAGAAGGUUGGAGAGGUGUCGGGAUCCCGGUCAAGGGCGUAGCGGCGGCGGCGGCAACGACAACGACAACGGCAACGGCGACGGCACAGCCCGACCAACCGGGCAGGGGUAGCUCAAUCGGAAGCUAUGGCAUCAUCGCAACAAGGCGAGAGGAAAAUUCCUCUGGAGAGAGGCACGAGCGAGCCGGUGGAGGCGGCGGCGGCGACUUCACUUGGUGCAUGGCAUGCCUCCUCCUCCACGGAGGCCUCGUCUGUGAACGUCAAUUGAAGCUUGUAACACUUGACCCUCAUGUUCCUCGCUCGUGUAUGGGAAAUCAAAAUCUUCUUCCUGUUCGUGAUUCUUCGACCAAAACAAUUCUAGAAGGAGCUAAAGUUGUUAUUAGCCUUUCAUCUUAUGUUGAUGGCACAUUAAUGGCACGGUCAUCUGGUUUUUUCAUCAAUUGGGAUGAGGAGAGUAAAGUGUGCACUGUCCUUACAUCUGCACGUCUAAUCUGCUCAAAGUACUCAUCGAUGGACCAGUGGUUAGGUUCAGAUGAGUAUUCACCUGAUGCUACGGUUUACGCUCACUUGCUAGAUAAAGAUGAGACAACUGUACCAGCAGCCUUGCUACAUUAUGACAGGCACUUUAACAUUGCUCUGUUUAAGGUUGAUGUAGACUCAUGUGCUAAGAUUCCUAGUUUCAGCAGUGAAGUGACUUGUGGUCAGGACAUAUUUGCCCUUGGUAGAGAUGAUGAUUUAAAUUUGACUAUCAAUCAUGGGCGUGUCCAAUUUAAGGGUCCAAGUAUGUUUGAGCGCCACUACUAUAUGUAUACUGGUUUCACGACUGGUCAGUCUGGCAUUGGAGGGCCAAUUAUUAACUUCAAUGGGCAAGUUUUGGGGAUGACUAAUGUUCUAGGAAUGGGAUUUAUUCCUUCAUCUGUUAUACUUCAUUGCUUGGAUAUGUGGAAAAAGUUUGGUUAUAUCCCUCGCUUGCAUAUUGGGAUGAAACUUUCAGCCAUGAAGUUUCUAGAUCCAAUUCAUGUGGAGAAGAUCUCUCGCAAAUGUAAUAUUGAUUCGGGUCUAAUAGUUAAAGAGGUGUCCUAUGGAUCAAAUGCUGAGAAUAGAGGAGUUAGAGCUGGUGAUAUCAUUCAAUCCAUGAAUUGAAAGUGUAUUGCAACAACAGUGGAGUUGGAGAUUGAACUUAUGCAAAUAUGCGAGGAUCAUCUUGACAAAGGAAGAGGCAUUGGUUCCAGCGUAGACAUACAAGUUGGUAUAUUCCGCAUGUGCAAAGGUUCCACGUGCACUAUAAGUCUGAGAUUAAAUAUAUCAAAUGAUGUAGAGGUGUUUGCAAGAGGCAAAUACAUUUUCUCUGCAAGAGAUUGUACCUGGGUGUUUGAUGAUGUGGGCACAGAUCUUCAAUCUUGAAGGAAAGUGAUGUGACCAUGGCUACCACGGAUGCAACCAUUGCUCACAUCAUGGAUGAACAAGAAGAUAUCAAGGUCAAGGCAUCCAAGUGCUGGAAUCCGAUUCGGCCACCUGCUACACUGCUGAUUUCAAACGGCCGCCAAAUCUCCAUACAAGCUCCGUUUUCGGCCCGUGAGUACUUGAUGGAAAGCUCUCGGAGUCCUCUUUCCAACGGAUCCAACCUCAUCACCAAAUUCCAUCCCAGUCAACCGCAGAUGAAGAAACAAGGUGCAACAUCACCUGUCAUGGGCCUUUGGGCUUGUAACUUCGUUUGGGACCCCGGCCCAAGUGGGGCCCAUGUGAGGUGCGCCCCAACCAGGUGGAGCACAACCCUAGGACCCUCUUGGUCGUUCUCCCACCCUUAUAAGUAGCUAGGUACCCUUUCAGGGUUUCUCGGGUUUUGAUAGAUUAAAGUUUAGCCAUUGCUACUUACUUGCAGCGCGCGUGUCGGCUAGACCGUCCGUCUUCUUGUUCUUCAGAACCCCAACUUAUUAUUUGUAUUAAA
Messenger RNA from Oryza sativa Japonica Group (Japanese rice), 2172 nucleotides. RefSeq lists its product as uncharacterized. NCBI's taxonomy places the organism in Eukaryota, Viridiplantae, Streptophyta, Magnoliopsida, Poales, Poaceae. Gene Ontology annotation, biological process: proteolysis. Gene Ontology annotation, molecular function: protein binding; serine-type endopeptidase activity. The record is from RefSeq and is a predicted model, not a curated record.